UACCUCAUGCAGCGGUGUGGAAUCAUUAAUGGCAUACUUCUGCAAAUUGUCCCAGCCUAUGCGACGCUUGUGACAAAGAACAGGGCGUUCAUUGGCGAUCUUGUGGGACGGAAUGCGAUUUCACAUUCAUCCAGUAGCUAUGAGAAGAUGGCUAGUACAUAUUGCUUUGCGAUCUGGUACGCAGACCAACGGGAUCACUAUAAUGCCACACGGUCCUGUCGAAUUUCUGUUGUGUCAAAGAUCUCAACCAAUACCGCAUUCACAAACCGCAACUUAGAUACUCCUUCGCUACCGCUUGAUCCAAGAUCUUCUGACGUGUUGGCAGCAGUGAUUAUCGUCGAGGACAGCCAACAUGAAGCUGCUACUCGUUGGAGCAGCGGUGAACGCAUACGUUGCCUACGCGGAGACUGGUUGCUGUUUCCACGCAACGGCAGAUGGAGGUCCUGGCGGCAUCGUGGAGCAGCUCUUCGAUGGACAGAAUCGCAUUGGACAGACGGGGCUGAAAGAGGGAGAAUAUUGUAUCAAUACUCAAGGAGGAUUGGUCGACAGUAGCGGAAGAGGAUGUAUUUUGACUCCUCCUACCUCGCAAUGGCAGUGCGACGCGGGAGCACAGCCGAGCAAAGGCUUCUAUGUCGGCGCCGAUGGUACUCUGGGCUACAACUCAUCCACACAGUUCUGGACCUGCCCGACUGGAGACAAUGGAGGUUGGAACAUUUAUGGCAACCAGCCUAUUCCAAAUGAGCCGAAAUGCAUUGCCACAAAGCUCUUCGCAGACAAGUGUAAAACCUCUGAGCCGCCCGCCGAUAAGCCAGCUCCGCCGCCGUCUUCGCAAUGUCCAGGAUAUUUGCCAAAGGCAUAUGAGUUUCCACACCUUAUCGUUCCCGUCGACGAAGCUGAACGCGACAAGUGCUAUGGGACUAGCUACAACGGCACCGCUGGACGAGGCCUUUCGUCAGUCUUCAACUUCGACAUUCCAAUGGCGGCAAAGGGCAAGAUUUGUGGGUUACACCUUGGAUAUCAUUACUCUGGUUCGAUAAAGGCACUGACAGAUGUUCAAUCAAAUCCAGGUGACAUCAGAUUCUUGUUCCCGACUCAACGCCAAUUGGAAACAUCGGCCUACACCUUCGCUGACAGCAGUGAUGGCUUCAAAUUCGCUUUGUUGAGUGAUGCCGCUACAGAGCAAAGCACCUUUGCCAAUUUGCCCAGAGUGAAGCAAGACCUGGGUCAACAGGCUUUGGCUCCGGGAGCAGCUUUCGACAUUGCGUCCAUGGCAUGUCCUGCUGGUGAGCGAAUCUCUGUCUGGCUCCAAGCCAAAGGAAUUUCAUACAUCGACUUUUUCCAGGACUACAACCCCUGCCCUAUCGGGCUGUACAUUAUUCCACACUGAGAACAGUGAUCCUGAUGAUGGAAUGAGCAAGUCUAUACUUGAGAUUCGUAGUGUACUGACGUAUUGUUGAAAUCGAGAUGUU
Cercospora beticola is the source of this 1469-nucleotide messenger RNA. RefSeq lists its product as uncharacterized. The record is from RefSeq and is a predicted model, not a curated record. NCBI's taxonomy places the organism in Eukaryota, Fungi, Ascomycota, Dothideomycetes, Mycosphaerellales, Mycosphaerellaceae.